Bombus huntii is the source of this 4294-nucleotide messenger RNA. It is a transcript of the gene cysu, whose product is annotated as chorion peroxidase. NCBI's taxonomy places the organism in Eukaryota, Metazoa, Arthropoda, Insecta, Hymenoptera, Apidae. The coding region runs from base 28 to 2058 and encodes 676 amino acids. The transcript is spliced from 13 exons. The record is from RefSeq and is a predicted model, not a curated record. Gene Ontology annotation, biological process: response to oxidative stress. Gene Ontology annotation, molecular function: peroxidase activity; heme binding.
GUUCUUUGUUCGGUCCCGUUCGCGAUCAUGCUCACGCACGUUUCGUCGGUUCAUGCAGAUGUGGCGCAACCCAAGAGCAAAAUGUGGCGACCGGAGGAUCUGGCUACGGUCGGCGAACUUCUGCUGGAUAUCAGUUCCAACCUUGCUCAAACAUAUGGACUAACCUUCGAGGAGAUCGAGAAGAGUCUACCUCUAAUCGACACUUCGAAGACUUUGAUCCGCGAUGUGUGCCCAGCUUUCCUAAGCAACGUGGAGUGUCGAGCUGGGAAAUAUCGAAGAAACGACGGUCUGUGCACGAAUUUACAGAAUCCAACGUGGGGCUCCACUUUAUCCCCUUUCCAAAGAUUGAUGAGUCCACGAUUUGCGGACGGCUUAACAGCACCUAGAAUAUCGGAAACAGGUCAUGAUUUACCAUUAUCACGAGUGGUGUCACGCACCAUGCAUCCUGAUGAGGGUUAUCACGAUCACGCUGGCACAGUCAUGGUCAUCGCCUGGGGACAGUUUAUGGACCACGACUAUACGCUGACUGGCACCCCUCUAGAUCCCCUGAACCGAAACGACCCGGAGGAAUGUUGCCAUCGGCCACAACACCUGAAGAAUCCGUACUGCAACGAGAUCCAUAUACCGGAAGACGAUUAUUUCUACAGGCUGUUCGGCGUGAAAUGCAUGGACUUCGUUCGCGCCUUUCCAGCCGUUCGACCUGGUUGCAGACUUGGCUCCCGUGUGCCUUUUAAUCUUCUGACAGGUGUGCUUGACGGGAACACCGUCUAUGGUAUCUCGGAAUCAUUCGCCAGGAAGCUCCGCGCUGGUUAUGGAGGAUUGUUACGCAUGAACCCAGUGUUCUCGGAGUAUGGUUUGAAGGAUUUACUGCCACUGAAGCUGGACAUCCCCGACGAGGGCUGCACUCGACCGAAUCGAUCGAUGUACUGUUUCGAAGCGGGUGAGAUAAGAGUGAAUGAGCAACUUGUGCUAACCUGCAUGCAUACCUUGAUGGCGCGAGAACACAAUCGAAUAGCGAAGACCUUGAUUCAAAUUAACCCUCAUUGGGACGACGAGACGCUGUACCAAGAGGCAAGACGAAUCGUCAUUGCUCUGAUUCAACAUAUCACCUACAACGAAUUUCUGCCCAUUCUACUUGGUAAAGAUGUCAUGGAGAAAUUUGGCCUUCUUCUUGAGAAAAAUGUAUACUGGGACGGUUACGACGAAAGCGUGAACCCAGCAGUGAUCGAUGCUUUCGCUGCUGCAGCCUUCAGAUUCGGCCACUCGUUAUUGCCAACGGCAGUGGAAAGAUGGAGCAAAGCUCAUAAAUUCAUCGCCUCGAAGAGACUGUCAGACUUAAUUAGAAGACCGUUUGACCUGUAUCGUGCUGGAGUUUUCGACGAGUACGUCAUGGGAUUGAUGAACCAAGUUGCUCAAGCUAUGGACGACUCUAUCACGCAAGAAGUGACGAAUCACUUAUUCAAAAAAGUUGGAGCUAAAUUUGGACUGGAUUUGGUCUCGUUUAACAUGCAACGAGGUCGUGAAUUUGGUAUUCCAAGUUACAUGGAAUUCAGAAAAUUCUGCGGACUUCCAUGGGCAGACACCUUCGACGAACUACACGGUUCCAUGCCAAACGAGACCAUCAAACGCUACAGCUCGAUCUUCGAUCGCCCAGCUGACGUGGAUCUGUGGUCCGGUGGUGUGUCCGAGAGGCCACUUCCGGGUAGCAUGCUCGGUCCAACCUUCGCCUGUAUAAUCGCCACGCAAUUCAGCUAUUCCCGUCGUGGUGACCGAUUUUGGUACGAGUUGCCGAAUCAGCCAUCGUCCUUCACUCUCGAUCAACUAAACGAAAUUCGCAAAGUGCAGCUCGCUAGAGUGAUCUGCGACAAUACGGACCUGAUCGACACCAUACAGCUAUAUCCCAUGGUGUUGCCCGAUCAUGAAAUAAACCCACGAGUACCAUGUCGAAGCGGCGUGCUACCAAGCAUGGACCUGAGCAAAUGGGCGGAAUUCCCGACCGCGAAUCAAGCGCAAUACGUGAGUAAUCUAGCGGACAACUAUCAAGCAUACGGAAAGUAAAAAGGCUGUUUUUUAGAAGUAAAAUUUAGAGAACCUACCGCCUAGACGAAAGACCACCACCAUGUAGUGAACAAGUCACGAGCCAAGAAGCACGACACUUAGCCAACCCCUUUCACCCUGAGACACACGAUUACGGUACUGUAGAAUAGCGAAACUAUCGACAUGCUAGUCUGCAUGUUGCAUUUCGAAUCAGCUUAGGGAUCACAGAGGUAGACGAACAGUUCUAGCAUCCGAAUAGAACCCGCCCCCCUCCCUCCUCUAGCGACCUUAAUUAAUUAGUAUACUCGAUAAAGACACUUAAUUUAUUGCCAGGCUAGAAUUAUAAUUUAUAUUCAAUAUAAAUUAUGAUUUUUUCCGUUGUAGUUUCUUUGUUUUCUUUUUAUACAUGUUUUAUACGUAAACGGAUGUGUAAAGAUAAUAUAAUUAAUUUUAAGGAAUUCCGUGACGUUUAACGAUUUAGAAGUCGAUGACUUUCUAUCUAUAUACAGUGAUGGAGGAAAAUAUCGCUAUAGACCGGAGUUUCUUGUAAAAUCUUGUGCGAAUCUGUAAAAUUUAUCGCUGAUUCCUUGUUCAAUCUUUUUGUGAGAUGCGACCAUCGGGGCUGAAAUUCAAAUUUAUCGUAAUUGGUUGUCGUUAAACAACUGUAGAAGUAUGUAAGGACAGACGAACUACUUUUACCGGAAUGUAAAAUUUCGAUCGUCGAUUUAGUCGAUUCUGUAAAUAUUCUGGAACGUAUACACGGGCAGAAGUGGAAUUUUGCAACGUUGAAACAGAAGUUUUGGUUGCUUGUAGCGGUUAUUCGAAGUAAAGAUUCCACGUAACUGUUUCAAGAAACGAAAUCGAUGUCGCAAACGCUGCCAAUUCUCGCCUGUUAUGCCUUACAAAAACAUUUGAAUAAAGAAUUGUGUAUUUUAGAAAUUCACCUAGAAUUUUAUGAGAUACGCUUGUCUGUGCUAAUACUUUUGUUCAUCGCUAUAUCUGUACAUACGUUACGAUCCAAUUACAAUUUUGUAACGUGCCUUUAUAAUAACAGAUUUACGAAAAAGCGUAGUGCGACACGAUCAUCGAAUUUUCGCAUAUUGCUUGCGUAUUACAAUCGAGUCGAACGAGGGAAGGAGAUUCAAGUGAUCGAAGUUGCAAAUAAUAUGAAUUCGUUGCGUAAUGGCGGUACGCGACAGGGGCGCGUUCACGUAGGAACAACUUCCACGCCGACUGCUUUUAAUAAUCACUCUCGAAGUACGUUAGAAACUGAUACAAUAGAGAGAAUUUAGCUGUGCCUGUGUCGCGUUGUGUCACAGUCGAAACCAGUUGCAAAUGAUUGCACGAUUCAUAUGGAUUAACAAAGAUUGCGAAACGGACGACGACUCCCUUUCAUUCAACUUCACUUCGUUUGUCGUUAGUUACCUAAUAGAGAAGUAAAUAUACGCGAAAUCGUCUUCAUAUUACGAGAAUAUCACGGUGGUAGGCCAUCGCGCGUUUUAUUUCUCAAUACCUGUCGAAUACUCCAAUUUUAUUUUCGCGGUGGGCAACCAUUUUCUACGAAUUUUAUUUUUCCAUUGAUUUGGAACAAUUUCAAAUGUCAGAACACGUUACUUGAUAUACGGUUGUCAAAAUCGUGAUUACAAUUUUUUCACCCUCCAAUUCUCGUUACGUACGUAUCUUACGUUUCGGAUAUUCCAAAUUUUUUACGUAUUACAUAACCGAAGUAAUCGUUUAAUGGAAUCCACGAAAUGUUCAGUCUUAUCGUUUUGCACUAUUAAAGAUGAAAAUGAACAAAAAUUCAAGCUAUGAGAAUUGAGGGGUUUUAAGUCUUUUGAUGAAAUUAUUCGGAUCAAGUAUCUACGAUGAAUCGUGUCUGUAUCAUGAGUGGAAAAUUGUAGCUCUACUAUCGUCACACAUCUCCCAGAUCUCUCUAGAACGACUUUUAGUACCAUCAAUGUUUCUAUUUCCCUUUCUUACUUAGCUAUCCUUACAUCGAAUCCUUAAUUUAUUCUUCGUACGUAAUAAGUGCGGAUUUCUCCACCCUUCAACUUCUCACAAACGCAUAAAAAUCCGCAGUCCAGUAAUAACUCCUACACAAUGUACAUAAUAGCACGUAACAAAAGCGCAUUCCCUCCAUGAAAUAGCACCAACACGGGUAGCACAUUUUUACUAGUGUCCAUUCUCUAGUCUUUCUCUCUAUCACGAUAAAUACAAUUUUUCCCCUGAAAUAAAGAAAAAAGAAGAAAGAAAAAAA